This is a messenger RNA of Jaculus jaculus (lesser Egyptian jerboa), 1494 nucleotides long. Its product is annotated as eukaryotic translation initiation factor 2 subunit 3-like. NCBI's taxonomy places the organism in Eukaryota, Metazoa, Chordata, Mammalia, Rodentia, Dipodidae. Gene Ontology annotation, biological process: positive regulation of translational fidelity; formation of translation preinitiation complex. Gene Ontology annotation, molecular function: tRNA binding; GTPase activity; translation initiation factor activity. The record is from RefSeq and is a predicted model, not a curated record. The transcript has 2 exons. Gene Ontology annotation, cellular component: eukaryotic translation initiation factor 2 complex; cytosol. The coding region runs from base 1 to 1419 and encodes 472 amino acids.
AUGGCGUGGGGUGAGGUUGGAGUGACUCUUGGGCAGUCGCACCUUUCACGACAGGAUCUUGCUACUUUGGACGUUUCAAAGUUAACGCCACUUUCACAUGAAGUUAUCAGCAGACAAGCUACGAUUAACAUAGGUACAAUUGGUCACGUAGCGCAUGGGAAAUAUACUGUUGUAAAAGCCAUUUCCGGUGUUCACACGGUCAGAUUCAAAAAUGAACUUGAAAGGAACAUUACAAUCAAGCUUGGAUAUGCUAAUACUAAGAUUUAUAAACUUGAUGACCCAAGUUGUCCUCGGCCAGAAUGUUAUAGGUCUUGUGGAAGUGGAACACCUGAUGAGUUUCCUACAGAUAUUCCAGGAACUAAAGGAAACUUCAAAUUAGUCAGGCAUGAGUCCUUUGUUGACUGUCCUAGCCAUGAUAUUUUGAUGGCUACGAUGCUGAGCCGUGCAGCAGUGAUGGAGGCAGCUCUUCUAUUAAUAGCUGGUAAUGAAUCUUGCCUUCAGCCUCAGACUUCAGAACGCCUAGCUGCAAUAGAAAUCAUGAAACUCAAGCAUAUUUUGAUCCUACAGAAUAAAAUUGAUUUGGUAAAAGAAAGUCAGGCUAAAGAACAAUAUGAUCAAAUUCUGGCAUUUGUACAAGGAACAGUGGCAGAAGGAGCUCCAAUUAUUCCAAUUUCUGCUCAACUUAAAUACAAUAUUGAAGUUGUCUGUGAGUACAUAGUAAAGAAAAUUCCAGUACCCCCACGAGACUUUACUUCAGAACCUCGACUCAUUGUUAUUAGGUCAUUUGAUGUCAACAAACCUGGCUGUGACGUUGAUGACAUUAAGGGUGGUGUGGCUGGUGGUAGUAUUCUAAAAGGAGUAUUGAAGGUGGGCCAGGAGAUAGAAGUGCGAUCCGGUAUUGUUUCCAAAGAUAGUGAAGGGAAACUUAUGUAUAAACCAAUCUUUUCCAAAAUUGCAUCACUUUUUGCGGAGCAUAAUGCUCUUCAGUGUGCUGCUCCAGGAGGUCUUAUUGGAGUUGGAACAAAAAUUGACCCUACUCUGUGCCGGGCUGACAGAAUGGUGGGACAAGUGCUUGGUGCUGUUGGAGCUUUACCUGAGAUACUCACUGAGUUAGAAAUUUCCUGUUUCCUACUGAGAUGCCUUCUAGGUGUGUGCACUGAAGGAGACAAGAAAGCAGCAAAGGUCCAAAAGCUGUCUAAGAAUGGAGUGCUUAUGGUCAACAUUGGAUCCUUGUCAACAGGAGGGAGAGUUAGUGCUGUGAAGGCUGAUUUGGGCAAAAUUGUUUUGACUAAUCCUGUGUGCACAGAAGUAGGAGAAAAAAUUGCCCUAAGCCGAAGAGUUGAGAAACAUUGGCGCUUAAUUGGUUGGGGUCAGAUAAGAAGAGGAGUGACAAUCAAGCCAACCGUAGAUGAUGACUGAAAACUCCCAGCUACACAAUACAUUUGGAAGAGUUAGAACUUCUUUUAACAACUUAGAGGUAUAUUUUCAAAGCAU